Molecule: messenger RNA, 1056 nt
Organism: Penicillium paradoxum
Lineage: Eukaryota; Fungi; Ascomycota; Eurotiomycetes; Eurotiales; Aspergillaceae
Gene: fbp1
Product: fructose 1,6-bisphosphate 1-phosphatase
Exons: 1
Coding region: 1-1056 (351 amino acids)
Biological process (GO): fructose 6-phosphate metabolic process; gluconeogenesis; fructose 1,6-bisphosphate metabolic process
Cellular component (GO): cytosol; cytoplasm
Molecular function (GO): fructose 1,6-bisphosphate 1-phosphatase activity
Source: RefSeq, a predicted model, not a curated record
AUGGCUUCAUCAGCCGCCCCCGUCGGAGCGGAGAACAUCAAUACUGAUAUCGUUACACUCUCCCGCUUCUUUACAGAAGAGCAGAUCAAGCACCCUGAAGCUUCCGGUGACUUCACUCUUCUCUGCCAUGCUCUCCAAUUCUCCUUCAAGUCAAUUGCCUACUACAUUCGUCGUGCAUCAUUGAUCAACCUGACCGGUCUGGCCGGUUCCUCGAACACAACCGGCGACGACCAGAAGAAGCUGGACGUGAUUGGCAAUGAUAUCUUUAUCUCUGCCAUGCGUGGUUCUGGCAAGUGCCGCAUCAUUGUCUCAGAAGAAGAAGAGGAGGUGAUCAGAUUCGACGAGCACCCCGACGCUCGCUACGCCGUUGUCUGCGAUCCCAUCGACGGCUCCUCCAACCUGGACGCCGGUGUCUCAGUCGGCACCAUCUUCGGUGUCUUCAAGCUCCCCGACGAGGUCCUAGGUCCCAACAAGACCGUCGGCCCCAAGGACCUGCUCCACCCCGGUACCAGCCUCGUUGCCUCUGGAUUCACCAUGUACGGCGCCUCGGCACAGCUCGUCAUCACCAUGCGCGGCGGCGGUGUCAACGGAUUCACUCUUGAGAACUCGCUGGGCGAGUUCAUCCUCACUCACCCCAACAUGAAGCUGCCCCCUUCACGCUCCAUCUACUCCGUCAACGAGGGCAACAGCAUGUACUGGGACGAAUGGUGCAAUGCUUACUUCCACAGCCUCAAGUACCCCGCCGAUGGUGGCAAGCCUUACAGUGCCCGUUACAUUGGUAGCAUGGUUGCUGAUGCUUACCGUACUCUGUUGUACGGUGGUAUCUUCGCCUACCCCGCUGAUUCGAAGAGCCCCAAGGGCAAGCUCCGUAUCUUGUACGAGUGCGCCCCCAUGGCUAUGGUGUUCGAGAAUGCGGGCGGUCUUGCUGUCAACUCCCGCAUGGAGCGGUUGAUGGACGUUGUUCCGGAGCACAUUCACGAUAAGAGUGGUGUCUUCCUCGGCUCCAAGGACGAGGUUCAAAAGGUCAUUGAUACGUACAACAAGUACAAGAAAUGA